AUGGCUGAGCAGCUACANUUGCAGGUCCUGCAGGAGAUGCAGAGACAGAUGCAGGAAAUGAGAGCGGAGAUAGCGGCUCUGCGGGCAGAGCGGGAAAACGUGGUGGUGGGGGCUUCGGUGCAGUCGGUCAAUGUGCAGACAAUCCACUCUGGAGAUGAGGAGGUCAGUCGGCGGCCUUCGGUGGAGGAGGUCGGAGAAGCCGUAGGAGGAGCAGUGGUGGGGAGAGGUAGAGGAAGGGGAGCUGGCCGAGGGGAGGGGCCAGUGAGGAGAGGGCUCGGUAGGGGAGCUGAACCGAGCGGCAGAGGAGUCGGUGGGAGAGAAGGCUUGAACGGGAGGGGGAGAGGGAUAGACGGCCAAGGAAGAGGAAGGGGCAGAGGUGAGGGAAACAUAGGGCGUGACCAGGACAAUCUGGAGGGGCGAGGGGAGUCUGAGCGGCAAAACCCGCAGUUUGAAGAGAUCUGGGAGGGGGACCAGUUCGACCAGGCCGAGGGGUUGCACCCAUUCACUCCAAACGUCAUGGGGGCAGUAAUGCUGGAGAACAAGGUUUUUCCUUGGGUUGAGAAGUACGGGGGUACGUCAGACCCAGUGAAGCAUCUGAGGUCGUUCGUAGACGCCAUGGCGGUCUACUCAUCCAACGAGAUGGUCUGGUGCCGGGUAUUUUCUCUGUCUCUGAAGGAUGAGGCCUUGGAUUGGUUUCACUCAUUGCCGCCUCGCAGCAUCGACGGUUUCAUUACCCUGAGGNAGNUGUUUAGCCAGCAGUAUGCCUCAAAUCGUUCGCGAGGUUUAACUUAUACCGCCCUUGUCAGGAUGAAACAAGGGCGGGAGGAAUCGCUGAAGGGGUUUAUGGAGCGNUUCAACCGAACCGCUCGGCAGGUGCGGAACGUAGACCAACGGCUGAUAGUGAGCGCGCUCACGACAGCGCUUAGGCCCGNCCCUUUCGUAGAUUANCUGUAUGAGGAAGAGCCCCAAUCUAUGGCUGAACUACAGAAUAAACUGGCCGGGUUUAUAAGAAUAGAAGAGGGGAGAUCGUAUCGUAACGAUCAGGGGGAAGAAGGAGGAGNGAGGGAGAAGCCUGGGCGGGACCGGAGGGGAGAGAAACGACCGGUCGGCGGGGAGCAUAGGUCGACGGUGAAGCGGGGCGCGGAAAUACAAAGAGCACAACANUAUUUCCAUCACACUCCGUUGAGUGCCCCAAGGGUGAGAGUCUUGGAAGAGGCCUUGAGGGCUAAUUUACUGACGGUGGCGAGGUCCCCCACCCCUCNGGGUGCGGACGAAAGUAAGCAUUGCCGNUACCAUCAGAACAUGGGACAUUCCACGGAAGAUUGCGUAGCACUGAGAGACAAGUUAGAAAGUUUGGUACAGGCGGGUCACUUGAGGGAAUUUGUUAGAAGGGAAAAUCCUAACCCAAGAGGGGCCGCGGAAAGACCCAGGGGUCAUUUACCGGUCGGCCAGAGGGCUCAACCGGCCGUCGAACGGACGGAGGGCGAGGGAAGCGGCGNUANNCCUCUGAGGGGAGUGAUAAACACCAUCUCGGGUGGGUUUGCCGGGGGAGGGGCGUCUUCGGCCGCCCGGAAGCGACAUCUGAGAAANCUNCACAGCGUGAACAAGGUGGCGGUCGGUAGAAGAACCAUGCCGACCAUAACAUUCUCGGAUGAGGAUUUCCACGCGCCGGACCCCGAUCANGACGACCCCAUGGUUAUAACGGCCAUCAUCGCUCGGUACAGUGUGGGAAAGGUAUUGGUAGACCAGGGGAGUUCGGCCAAUAUCCUAUACUGGAAGACCUUCCAGCAAAUGGAGAUACCGGACGAGGCUAUCAGGCCAUUUAACGAGCAAAUUUUGGGGUUCGCAGGAGAACGGGUUGACACAAGGGGGUACGUGGAUCUAAAGAUGAGUUUGGGGUCAGAAAUGGGGGCGAAAGAGCUAAGAGUGCGUUUCCUCCUGGUAGAAGCAGACACUUCUUACAACGUGUUGCUGGGACGGCCGUGUCUCAAUGCGUUCGGAGCAAUAGUGUCAACCCCGCACCUAGCUAUGAAGUACCCGGCGGAUGACGGCACAAUCCGAACGGUCCGAGCCGAUCAGAAGGUAGCAAGGGAAUGUUAUGCAGCAGGGUUAAGAGUGCAACCCCCGAGACAUAGGGUAUGUGAGACCCGAGCGGCUAUAUCGACGGCAGAGUUGGACCCGAGAGAAGACACCACCGACCGGGUGGAACCGAUGGGAGAUGUCCAGCCAUGUCUCCUGGAAAAUGAGGAUCGGGUGACGAUGGUCGGUAGAGACCUUCAAGAGGACGAGCGGCGGAGGUUGGAGGAGGUGCUGGUAGAGAACAAGGACCUAUUUGCCUGGACUGCGUCAGACAUGCCAGGGAUUCAUCCUGAUGUUAUUUCACAUAGGUUGUCCGUCUUUCGANAUGCCCGACCGGUAUCUCAGAAGAAAAGAAGGUUAGGCGUAGAAAAGAGAAGGGCGGUAGGUGAGGAGGUGGGGAAGUUAAUCGAGGCCGGGUUUAUCAGAGAAGUCAAGUACACUACUUGGUUGGCAAACGUAGUCAUGGUCAAGAAGGCCAGCGGUAAGUGGAGAAUGUGCAUUGACUUUACCGACCUGAAUAAAGCUUGCCUGAAGGAUACAUACCCCCUGCCGAACAUCGACGCGUUGGUGGACGGGGUGUCAGGGUAUGAGGUGAUGAGUUUCCUGGAUGCCUAUUCGGGGUACAAUCAGAUACCCAUGUACCGGCUGGACAGUGAUAAAACCGCCUUCAUUACUGAGCAGGGAACCUUCUGCUAUGAGGUCAUGCCCUUCGGACUGAAGAAUGCAGGGGCUACAUACCAGAGGUUGAUGGACAAGGUUUUCCAAGGGCAAAUAGGCAGGUGCAUGGAAGUGUACGUUGAUGAUAUGGUUGUUAGGAGCCGGUCGGUAGAGGAGCACCUAUCGGAUUUGAAAGAAGUCAUGGGGCAACUCCGAAAGUUCGAUAUGCGUUUAAAUCCUGCUAAGUGUACCUUCGGGGUAAGGGCCGGGAAAUUUCUGGGGUACAUGCUGACCGCUCGGGGAAUCGAAGCAAAUCCCGACAAGUGUAAGGCGGUGUUAGAGAUGAGAAGUCCGCAGACAGUGAAAGAGGUACAGAGGUUGGUCGGGCGGUUGACCUCCUUGUACGAUUCCUCCCCCAUCUAGCUGGUCGGUCAAAGCCGAUCGUCCGGGCGAUGAAGAAGACCGCACAGGGAUGUUGGGACGAGGAGAGCGAGGAGGCUUUUAGGCGUAUAAAAGAAGUUCUUACCCAGCCCCCGGUAAUGGGCCGCCCGGAGCCGGGUCACGAAUUGCAAGUAUACUUGACAGUUU
Vigna radiata var. radiata (mung bean) is the source of this 3324-nucleotide messenger RNA. RefSeq lists its product as uncharacterized. The coding region runs from base 1 to 3159 and encodes 1052 amino acids. NCBI's taxonomy places the organism in Eukaryota, Viridiplantae, Streptophyta, Magnoliopsida, Fabales, Fabaceae. The transcript has a single exon. The record is from RefSeq and is a predicted model, not a curated record.